This is a messenger RNA of Dipodomys spectabilis (banner-tailed kangaroo rat), 2167 nucleotides long. It is a transcript of the gene Mtnap1, whose product is annotated as chromosome unknown C17orf80 homolog. NCBI's taxonomy places the organism in Eukaryota, Metazoa, Chordata, Mammalia, Rodentia, Heteromyidae. Bases 136 to 1827 code for a protein of 563 amino acids. The record is from RefSeq and is a predicted model, not a curated record. The transcript has 5 exons.
GACCUGCCGCGAGUCCGGGGGUUGGGACGGCGCCGGUGGGCUUCGGGGGCUCGACGCCGGCGCUCGGUGGGCCUGGGGGUCGCCGGAGUCGCGAAUUCUGGUCCACAGAAGAAGAUAAGUGAUAUCCAGCCCAAAAUGGAAGAGUGUCCUUACUGUAAGAAGCCAUUUAAAAGAUUAAAAUCUCACUUGCCAUACUGUAAAAUGACCGAAUUGACCAUACCUGCUGAUCAGAAAGUUCAUCAGUCCAGGCCAGCUACUGUCCCAGGUGUUAAAAAAGUGGAAAGGCCGACCAAAGACUUAACUAAGAGGAAAGAACUAGAAAUAGAGGAUGAGAAAAGAAAUACCAAAUCAAUAAACAACAAACUGGAAAGGACAGUAGCAUCCUUUCCACUACAAGAUACUGACUUGCAAAGAGCAAGUACUCCAAAGGUGGGUGUAGACAUCAAGGCUCAAAGUCACCUUUCCUUCAGAGUGUUAAAAUACACCAAACCAAAGAUUACCUUCCGGAGAAAAACUAAGGCUCAGUCUUAUCCUUCAAUUAACUCUUCUCCUAAACAAGAACUUGGCAAAGGUUUGCCUAAAUCAGAGGAAAUCCAGUCGAAUUCUUUAGAAACAGAAGUAUCAUUACCCAGUAGUUCAACAGAGCCUUUGUCGAAUCAAGGUAGAAAAUACUCCUUAGCUGCACCAAAUGAUGUACAAGCCAAUCCUAUGCAUGUAAAGUUAGACACAAUUGAGCCCCAAAGACAAGGGCUUCUAGUAAAAUCAUUAACUGUACGUACAAGUGAUUGUCAUCAUUCUCUGAAGAAUCUCAAUGAUGGAAUACAAACAGUGAGAGCAUCAAUGUUGAACAAGAGUGAUUCCAGAGACAGAAGCUAUGUGCCAGCACACUCUGCUGACAUUGGAAACCCUGAGGCUCAGGGAAAGAACUCAGAAUCACUUGUUUUAGGCCCUCACCCCAACCCAUUAAAUCCAAUUUCAGUUGAGAACCAAGUUGUGGGACUUGGCUGUGGAGUGGAGGUACGUCGGGCCCAGGGAAAUGCUGAGGACAGCAUGCUUGUGACAGAUUUGCAGGAACGGGCUUCUGUGAGCGGUGGCUGUAAGAACUUCACUGGCACCUCUGCCACCAAGGAGAAACAGCAAGCUGGAGAUUCACUUUUAAACCUGUUCUCUCUGCGAGAGGCAACAUACAAUGAGUUUCUUUGUGUAUCACCAUCAGACCAUCAGAAUCUUGCCUCUCUGUCCAUGAAAGGUCUUCAAGGAGAGAAAGUGCAAGUCUGUGGUCAUAAUCAGGUCCCCAAUGUCAACCUCUUACUAGAAGGGCAGGUACUCCCUGCCUUGGAGCCUUACUCUGCCUGUCACCAUCAAGCAUUAAACCAGCAGUCUACCCAGUAUAUUUCUAAAAGCUCCCUCGUCAGUCAUAUUGCUAUUGACAGAAAGCCCCCUCCCAGUCCCAUGGGGCUGGAGUGGUUUCCAGAUCUCUAUCCUGGAUAUGUUGAAUUAGGGGUGUUGCCAAGGAAGCCUCGGUUUUGGAACUCAGUGGCCCAGAGACCCCAGCUUGCCAGUCCCCUGGGGGGACAUCUUUCACAAGUUCUUUUGUUGGAAAGAAGCUCGGCUGGUGUAAAGAGUUUGGAACCCCCGACUGGGCUUACAACCUCCAACUUCCCUGUAACGAGACUCUUGGGCGCUCUGCACAAAGGCUGGAUCAUGUGUAACACCACCAUAAAGAAGAGCAGAGUUGGUGGCAUCACAAUGCUUUUCACAGGGUACUUCCUCCUGGGUUGUAGCUGGAGUUUCAAGCAUCUGAAGCUGCAGCGCUGGCGGAAGUAAUGUGGAUGGGGGAUGGACGAAAGCUCAGGUGGAGGGGAGCUCGGUGGAUAUGACUACAGAGCAGAUGGCACAGCUUAAAUUUGUCCAGGGGAGGGGGAGGGGGGUGCGAGAAUAAACAACUGCAAUCUAAAGCAAUCACAUGAGUAGUAGAGUUCUUACCAACAUGGGCAGAUCUGGUUCUGUUUGGUGCUUCUAUGGCUUGCUCUCAAAACUAACAGUAGGAAAAAAUACAGGUUUGUUGAAUCAUCAGCUCAUUAUUUAAGGAGAUAAGUAGAUGAUAGAACGUAUCACUUAAAGAAGCUUUUUCUUACUUGGCGUAGUGAUGCACACCUGUAAUUCC